AUGUUCGGCGGCAGCUCAAGUCCGGCGGCCUCGAAGGAACCCAAAGACAUCGACGGUCAAGUCGACGGCAGUGGUAAAGCCCCCUCGCCCGACGCUGGCCCGGUCAAGGUUACCGAUCAAGCCGCCAGCGGCGAUAAGAGGAGCGGCAAUGGCAGCCCACCCGGCAGACAGGACACUGGCGGCUCGGCGGACAAGAAGCGUCGUGCCAGCGGUGUCCAAAGCAAGGCUAGCAGUCUUCUGGCAUCGGCCAAGCAGACUCUAAACUUUGGCAGCAGUCAUUCUGACGCUCCCACCCAGAGUCCUUUGCAGAAGCUUGGCAAGCAGGAUCCAGCCCUCGUUGUGCCUCAAGGCCCUCACAACAACUCGGCUGGCGAAUCUCACCCUGGUCCCCGAUCGACUUUUCGUGUUGGCGUUUGGGAAGAUAGGAACAAAAAAUGCCGUCGGACCAUGGAGGACACGCACGCCUUUCUCUACAACUUCCUACAGACCCCCGCUCCGGCCCUCGACACCAAGAUCGGCGAGCUCAAGGUGGAUGACAAGCCCGUGCAUCACGACGUGGUCGAGACGGAUAAUGGCUACUUUGCCAUUUUUGACGGUCAUGCCGGCACCUUUGCAGCUGAUUGGUGCGGCAAGAAACUUCAUAUCCUUCUGGAGGACAUUAUCCGGAGAAAUCCAAACAUGCCCAUCCCCGAACUCCUCGACCAGACCUUCACAACAGUCGACGCACAGCUUGAGAAGCUCCCGCUUAAGAACAGCGGGUGCACGGCUGCGGUUGCAGUCCUGCGCUGGGAGGAUCGGGUCCCGAGUGAGCGGUCUGCCACUGGAUCCCAGGCCAUUGCUCCCGCCACAAUUGCCGCGAGCAAGGCCAAGAGUUCCGAGGACGCGGCCACCGACAACAAGACGGACGCUGCAGCCGAGGCGACGCACGCCAAGCUCAAGGGUGCCGCUUUCCGCCAGCGCGUCCUGUACACGGCCAACGUGGGCGAUGCUCGCAUCAUUCUCUGCCGAUCCGGCAAGGCGCUGCGCCUUUCGUACGAUCACAAGGGCAGCGAUGAAAACGAGGGUGUUCGCAUCUCCAAGGCCGGCGGCCUGAUUCUCAACAACAGAGUCAAUGGCGUCCUGGCUGUGACGAGAGCGCUCGGCGAUACCUAUAUGAAGGAUCUCGUGACCGGCCAUCCAUACACGACAGAGACGGUCAUUCACCCGGAGAGUGACGAGUUUAUUAUUAUUGCCUGCGACGGCCUCUGGGACGUCUGCUCCGACCAAGAGGCGGUGGACCUCGUCCGCAACGUGGAGGAUGCUAGCACGGCAGCAAAGAACCUCGUGGACCACGCCCUCAACAGAUUUAGCACGGACAACCUGUCUUGUAUGGUGGUGCGGUUUGACAAGGCGGCGCUCCUCGAGAGCCAGAACGACAAGGACAACGCCAUCGGCGUUGAGCUCGCGACGCGUAGCGGCAAGUCCAGCGAGGCUGACAAGAUUGUGCGGGACACGAAACAAAAGAUUCUCGACGGCGACGUGCCUGCCGUUGGCGUUUCGGCUAGCAACAGCGGACGUGGACAGGAUCCUGGCUCGGCCCCAGACGACUUCAAACCCACGACACUCGACGGAACGGUGGAGGAGGAGCCAGGUCCCAUUGACGCUGCUGGCCCCGAGGAGACCUCCCCCGAGGUGAGCACGUCGGCAGAGAAUGCACCAAACGCCGCAAACACGGCCAAGGAGGAAUCCAAGGGCAGCACGUAGACUUUUCUGGCCCAUUCUUAGGUGUGGGUGAUCAACAGGGUAGCAGGACCGGUUCACAUGUGGCGAUCCUCCUGUUCCAGCGAAGAGGCAUUGGGAAACAUAAUGGGGGCUGGCGGUGUCUGGGCCGAGGGUGGAUCUGCGUAGCGCACUCAGCUGCAGGGGCAGAACAGAGUUCAAAGGAUUGCUUGCGCUCGUUGCAUGUACAACUUUCACCCUAUGACGCGACAACGAAUACGGCCAGGGGUUCGUUUUAUACAUACA
This is a messenger RNA of Verticillium dahliae VdLs.17, 2004 nucleotides long. Its product is annotated as protein phosphatase 2C ABI1. The record is from RefSeq and is a predicted model, not a curated record. Gene Ontology annotation, biological process: protein dephosphorylation. Bases 1 to 1743 code for a protein of 580 amino acids. Gene Ontology annotation, molecular function: cation binding; protein serine/threonine phosphatase activity. The transcript is spliced from 2 exons. NCBI's taxonomy places the organism in Eukaryota, Fungi, Ascomycota, Sordariomycetes, Glomerellales, Plectosphaerellaceae.